This is a messenger RNA of Suillus clintonianus, 765 nucleotides long. RefSeq lists its product as uncharacterized. The transcript has 9 exons. The coding region runs from base 19 to 612 and encodes 197 amino acids. The record is from RefSeq and is a predicted model, not a curated record. NCBI's taxonomy places the organism in Eukaryota, Fungi, Basidiomycota, Agaricomycetes, Boletales, Suillaceae.
CUUUGUCGCUUCUUAUACAUGAUAAAUAUCUGUGCAGGGUUUCUGUCGAUGUUUUCCGGCGAAUGCAUCUUCAUACUCAGAACGCUUGCAGUAUGGGAGCAGGAUAGAAGGUUCGUGGUGUUCAAAAUCAUCAACAUCAUUGCCUAUUUAGUGCCAAUCAUCGUCCUCUUUUCUGAAUUUGAGGUGUCAGCAGGAGAAUGCUCGAUCCCUGGCGGUAUCGGAUAUGUGAAUACAAGGGGAAGGUCUUCAGUGAUUGCCGUGUACUGCUUGCUAAUGCUUGCAGAGUUAGAAAUAUUGUUGCGUGUGCUGUAUCGCGCCUUCGAGAGCCAUGGUGGCUGGAGGAUCGAAAACCGACUUAUGCGUGGUCUCGUGCAUCAUAAUUUAUUGUACUGCGGCUGCAGCUUUGCUUUUUCUCUCGGUGUCGUCCUCGCUACAGUCUACCUUCCGUUUCCGGUGGUACACGUUAUUGCCGAGACUCAGGUCGUUAUUCUAUCUCUCUUGGUCACGCGAAUGCACAGGGACUUCUGGAGAUCGGAUCGUGCUGCUUGUGGCAUUGAUGGAGUAGAUCUCUCUCUCACAACGUUUAUGGCAGCAACCCCAGAUGUUAUGUGAUGGGUAUUUUUCCCUCUGAAGCAUCGUGCACCUUCUAUCUGAUCGAGGAAAGACUCUCAGAAGACGGGCAAUGCUAAUGGGUGUCUCGAUACGCUUGAUGGACGAAGUAUAUAUUACCAGUAGACUAGAUCUUGUCAUAACAUAUGUAAGAAG